Messenger RNA from Cyclocybe aegerita, 393 nucleotides. The record is from the annotation of a GenBank genome assembly. Lineage: Eukaryota; Fungi; Basidiomycota; Agaricomycetes; Agaricales; Hemipholiotaceae.
AUGACGUUCCGGCGAACGAUAAGCACGCCCGCGCCCCAUAUAACUGAGAGUCAUCUGACGAUGGAAAACUACCAUCUCAAGGCUGACCAAACCAUGGAGGACCUCCUGGAAACUCUGGAAGAGAUACUCGAUAACUCGGAGCCCACGGGAUACGAAGUGGACUAUCAUAGCGGUGUUCUCACUCUGAAACUGGGUUCCCAUGGGACAUAUGUCAUCAACAAGCAGCCUCCGAACAAACAGAUCUGGCUGUCGUCACCCAGAAGUGGGCCGAAACGUUAUGACUUCGACGAUUCCAGCGGAUGGAUCUACCUCCGAGAUGGAGGGUCAUUGAAUGACCUGCUCUCCGAAGAGCUUAGUGAUGUUUUCUCGCGACCAAUCACUAUUCGGAUAUAA